Molecule: messenger RNA, 977 nt
Organism: Heteronotia binoei (common prickly gecko)
Lineage: Eukaryota; Metazoa; Chordata; Lepidosauria; Squamata; Gekkonidae
Gene: TPK1
Product: thiamin pyrophosphokinase 1
Exons: 8
Coding region: 34-810 (258 amino acids)
Biological process (GO): thiamine diphosphate biosynthetic process; thiamine metabolic process
Molecular function (GO): ATP binding; thiamine binding; thiamine diphosphokinase activity
Source: RefSeq, a predicted model, not a curated record
AGUUUUUUAAAAGGACAAAGUUGAUCAGCUGCUAUGGAGCAUGUCUUCACUCCGCUGCAGUGCCUGCUUGCCAAAGAAAAUGUGAAGAUUUGUCUUCUAAUUCUUAACCAGCCUUUGGACAGAGGUCAUUUCCAUCACCUGUGGAGCAGAGCUGUUCUGAGAGCGUGUGCCGACGGAGGUGCUAAUCGCCUGUAUCAUAUCACAGAAGGAAGCCAUGAGAGAUUUUUGCCUGAUUACAUCAGUGGAGAUUUCGACUCUAUUAGACCUGAAGUAAAAGAAUAUUAUAAGGGGCAGGGUUGUGAGUUCAUAGAGACACCAGAUCAAGACUUAACUGAUUUCACCAAGUGCCUUCAGAUACUCCAGCAGAAGAUAGAGGAGAAAGGGCUGCAGAUCGAUACAAUUGUGACACUGGGCGGACUCGGAGGUCGCUUUGACCAAACCAUGGCAUCUGUGGAGACUCUGUUUCAUGCCACAAAGAUAACCCCCCUUCCUGUCGUAGUUAUUCAGGAACAUUCGCUGAUCUACCUACUUCAACCUGGAAAGCACAAACUCCACGUGAACACUGGUCUGGAGGGCAAGUGGUGCGGUCUCAUUCCUGUUGGGAGCGCUUGCAGUGACGUCACCACAACAGGGCUAAAAUGGAACCUCAAGGAAAGCGUUCUCGAGUUUGGGACCCUGGUCAGCACUUCAAACACCUACGACGGAUCCGGCGUCGUGACAGUCAAGACGGACAAGCCUUUGCUCUGGACGAUGGGCAUCAAAGAGGGCGCGUGGAAUGCUCCUCCUACCCAAUUAGGUGCAGCCGUGUGACCUUCAACAACAAGAUGCUCGAUACAGGGGUUCAGAAUUUUACGCUUUGAACUUUUUCAUGCCGCUUCAGUCUCUAGAAUUGCAGGGAGCUUAUGAAUGGCUUGGGUUUUGAAGCAAUGGUAAAAAAAAAGUAUUUUUAAAAAAUCUGUAAAUAGAAAUUUUUGUAU